Molecule: messenger RNA, 2877 nt
Organism: Pocillopora damicornis (cauliflower coral)
Lineage: Eukaryota; Metazoa; Cnidaria; Anthozoa; Scleractinia; Pocilloporidae
Product: glutamate receptor ionotropic, kainate 1
Biological process (GO): monoatomic ion transport
Cellular component (GO): membrane
Molecular function (GO): signaling receptor activity; ligand-gated monoatomic ion channel activity
Source: RefSeq, a predicted model, not a curated record
CACAAUUGCAACCAACGAAUCAAAAAGGAACAGGAGAAUUAAAUACAGCGUUGAGGUUUCGAAGGGCCUUCAUUUUUACAAAUGUCCAACGGCGAAAAAUGUCUUGCACAAAUCUGGUGUUUGUUACUUUCCUCGCUUUCUUUGUUUGCUUUCGUCUUCUUCCAGUGAAAGGAGUGCAAGUUUUCAAAUUAGGUGCUAUUUUCCCCAAGAACAACACAGAUUUAGACGAAAAGAUUUUAAGGUUUGCAAUCGACACCGUGAAUAAAGAGGGAUGGCUCUCCAAUAUCACUCUUAACUGUUCGAUACGAUAUGCGGCUGCAGAUAAUUCGUUUGAGAAUAUUUAUAAAGUCAAUCAGCUGAUCAACGAGGGAGUGAUUGCAAUCAUUGGUCCAAAGACUUCAGUUGCUGUGAAAGCGACGCACCCAUUAUGUUCUAAGUUGCAAAUUCCCCAGAUUAGCGCCAGUGCCACGGAUCCAGAUUUGUAUUUCAAUUCUCGUGGUCGUUACAGGUACUUGCUGCGCAUGUCUCCUGAUGAUACACAAAUGAAUAUUGCGAUGAAGGAAUUAAUUGCACACCACAAGUGGAAAAGAAUGGGAAUCUUAACAGCAAGCACACUUUAUGACAUGAAUGCAUUGAGCCAAUUCAUAGGGUUUGCUACAGCCAAAAAGUGGGAAAUACUGGGAGUUGAGCACUUUACAGUCACAGCUGGUAGUUAUAAAAUAAAUGCUACAAAAAACCUGUUAAAUCUGAGGGAGAAGGGCGCACGCGUGAUACUGUUAAGUUGCCAAGCUGAUUAUGUACCACAAGUACUGGAACAAGCGGAACAAUUGGACAUGAUCAGAGAAUGGGUGUGGAUUUUGACUGACAAUGCAAUUUCUCAGGAUAACAGAGAUAUUUCUUACAAAGAGGGAGUCAUUGGCGUGCGUUUACCCGUCAGAGGUCGUGGCCAACUGUUUGAUAGUGUCUCGAAGGAAUGGAGCAAAAUUGAUGAAACGUCAUCUAUCAAUGCUCGGUCAGGACGGAUCUAUGACGCUGUUUUAACUGUCGCCAGGGCUAUCGAAGGAAUUCUUUCUCAGAACGAAUCACUCUCGCAGCCUCCUGUUGGCAAUGGACUGUGCAGAUCUGAUAAACCCUGUAAAACAAACGUUGAUGCUAUUCAAUUUAAAUGUUCUUUUCAGAGUCCGCCGUUCGUCAUGAAAAAAGAAAAUUCCACGAACAGUAAUUCAGAUGUAGAAUACGAGGGAUUCUGUAUUGACUUAUUAGACGAGCUGAAGAAGAAAUUACAAUUUGAAUAUCAUCUGGAACUGAGAGAUAACUUUGGUGACCAGCAGAGUGAUGGUACUUGGAGUGGAAUUAUUGGGGAGCUGACAAGAAAGAAAGCUCAACUGGCCGUGUCCACUAUAAUCAUCAGCCCUGAACGCGAAAAAGCGGUGGACUUUACACAACCUUACUACAGUCUGGGAUUCAAGAUAGUUAUGAAGAAAACAGACAUGGAAAACAAGGUGAAUACCUGGGGAUUUUUAGAUCCUUUUGAGAAGACUUUGUGGAUUGCCAUCAUCAGCUCAUCAGUGAUCAUAGGAACUGUGGUUUGGAUCUAUGACCGACUGAGCCCGUAUGGCUACUAUGGCAAGGUGGUACAAUCAGCGGAAGUCAGCAGCGAGGAAGCGCUUGCGAAGAAUACCCUCUCGUUAUUUCAUUCAUUCUGGGCAGCGGUUGCCUCUUAUCUAGAGCAGACUCCAGAUAACCUGCACCCGAUUUCUCAAUCUGGUAGAGCGACUACAUUAGCUUGCUCAGAGGCUAAGCUCCCAGUCUACGAGAAACUAUGGGAUUUCAUCGAGCGUCAUGGAACACUGGAAAAGAAUCAUACAGCUGGGAUUGAAAAAGUGCGAAACACGGAAAAUUAUGCCUUCAUUUGGGACUCGGCAGUACUUGAAUAUGACGUGCAACAAGAACCGUGUAACACACUGACUCUUAUCGAAAGACCAUUUGGUAGUAUCAACUAUGGCUUCGCUCUCCCUCGCAAUUCACUUUACACUCAUAACUUUAGUGUAGCCAUGUUGGAGUUGCAACAAGAUGGCUUCUUACAGCGCAUGAAAGAGAAAUGGUUUAAAAGCCGCAGCGUGUGCGGUGCAGAGACACAGGCAGCCCAGGAAGCUGCUGAGGAGGGCGGUGACCAGCUUCAGUUUAGUGAUUUGGCUGGGGUGUUCAUCACCCUUGUAGUGGGCGUGGCUGCUGGGUUGAUUGUCCUGUCCAUGGAACUGAUUUAUGCGUCUUACAAAGACACCCAGUCUAAAGAUGGCGAGGCACCAAACACACUAUGUGCAGCUCUUUGGCGAAGGUUGCGUCGAACUUAUAAGGGAUUCCACGAUCUCCACAAACGUGACGAGGGAGAAAAGCAGAAGGAAGAGGACCUGGCUAUGUCUGAGGGCCUCCUACUUCCCAGCGCUCUAGAAACGCAAAAUAUUUGAUUAUAUUCAAACUUGAGCCAGGAUGUUUUGACCGAGAGGCUUAGCAUGUGUGUGUGGAACUUUACAAGGCUCAUGAGGAAUUUAUGUAACUGUUAGACUUUAGAUGAAGGCAUGUACUUGUUUAAGAUAGCUUAGAGUCGGUUUUCCCUUAGCUUAAUGCUCCAUUUUUAUUUUAAUAUAGCUAGGCUUCUCAUUAUAUGUUUAUCUGCUAUGCAUAAGACUCAUCUGGGAUAGGAAAGCUGAAGGAGACUCUCAUGUAAAAAUGGAGCAGAGAUGAAAUACAGGCUAUCACGGUGAUCCUAUAAUUAUUACUAACAGUUUAAGAGAAUUAAUGAUAAUUUCCUUAAUCAUCCUUGAAGUGCGAUAUUUCAGCUUAAAGUAGUCACAGAUAGGUCUUUCUUAGUUAUUA